This is a messenger RNA of Cutaneotrichosporon oleaginosum, 508 nucleotides long. RefSeq lists its product as uncharacterized. The record is from RefSeq and is a predicted model, not a curated record. NCBI's taxonomy places the organism in Eukaryota, Fungi, Basidiomycota, Tremellomycetes, Trichosporonales, Trichosporonaceae.
GCUUCACCCACUCUCCAAGUUUCUCCAUCGCCAUGGCCCGUGCCCGCGCUAUCCCGCCUGCGCCGCAGCCGUACCGCCUCGGCGGCAUCGUGCGCUACGACAAGCAGCCGCCACGCGGCAUCCGGCGAUACCUGUGGAAGAAGGGAGUACAGAUUGACGCGCACCUCUGCUUCGCGAUGCUGGAGUGGUGGGAGGCGUUGCUUAUUGCCCUCAUGGUCCUCCCCGUCACCCUCUUCUUCUGGUACUCGUGCUACGCCUACUUCCCCGGACACAUCCGCUACCUCUCCCGCCGCUUCGCGUACUAUGUCUACGGCGACGACAGCGUCGACUUGGUGGCCGGCGCGCGCGCCUACGUCGCCGAGUGGGUCAAUCUGGCAUGGCUGUGGCUCUGCCGCGUCCUAGGCACAUCCCCCCGCUUAGAGCUAUAGUCAUUCCUCACUUUGCACACUCCGGCGCUGGCGCUUCCUACAUAUACAUUGUCCGUAGCUAAUGGAUCCUUGGAUUGGUA